CUGUAGGCGGUGUGGGUAAGACAUAUGGUAAAAUGAUAAAAGUCUCGCGCCUGAAUGAAAACAUAUAGUGGCGUACUAUGAUUAAACUAAACUAUAUAUUACCAUGUUAAGUUUAUUCUGCCGUGUCAGACUGAUGUAUUGGGAAUUAUAACUUGCCAUGCAGGGAGAAUAAUCGCGAAUGUGAGAGAACCGUGAAAGUGAACGAGAGAGCUAGCUAAUAUCUAUACAGAGUGGUAUAUACAUAAGUUCGGACAUUUAUAUUAGGAUAUAUUGUAACAAACUUAUUGGUUGAUAUAGAUAUUUGAAAUCAAAAUGGCAACUGGGCAGCAAUUAACCAAUGGAGAUGCAGGUAAUGAAGUGCAGGAAGGGGAAGCUGUGGUACAGAAAUCUCCUCUGGAUUAUAUAUAUAUUUCCGAGCAUAAACUGAAAUAUAUUAACAAUGACUACAAAAAAGUGAAUGCAAAAAUGUACGACUACAAAUGCGAUGUUAAAUUAACAGUCGGAAAAUCGAAUUUCAAGGGACAUAAGAAAGUUCUGGCAGACGCGAGUGAUUAUUUUGCAGCCAUGUUUAGUCAUGAAAUGAAGGAAAAAGAUGAAACUAUUAUAGAUUUAAAAGAUAUAAGUCCUGAAGGUUUUGGAGCAAUGUUGGACUACUUUUAUCAUGGUCAUGUGACCGUUGAAGCGAAAAUUAUUCCGGAUAUUCUUGAAGCUGCGAGAUUCUUUCAUGUUGAAUGGAUUUUAGAUAUCUGUUGCGACUAUAUGAUACGUCACCUUAGCUUAUUAAACUAUCAGCUCACCAUGCAUUUAGCCGACAAGUUUUCUUUAGGAGAUCUGCGUUGGGAGAUUUUUAAGUAUUUCAGUAACAAUCUUCCGUCCCUUGUUGAGAAAGAGGACUUCAUGAAAGAUUGUUCAUUUGACUUGCUGCUCCAAUUCCUAAUGGAGUAUGUAUACGUAGAGGUCUCAGAAUUUUUCCUCUUACAGUUGAUAGUUAACUGGGUGAAAGCAGACGAGGCCUCAAGGAAGGACCAGUUGCAACCAUUACUGUUACAGCUGAGGUUUCAUACAAUGGAACUUGAGGAACUAGAAGCUAUUCCGGAUGAAAUACUCGCACUACCAGAGAUAAAGGACGAGAUAGAGGAUGCUAAGAUGUAUUGUUUGAACAUUCCUGCACAGUGUUUGAAGACGGGCGACAAAUAUCUGAGUCGUGGAUCAAGGGAGGUAGUCAUGAUUGGCACGUUCAACGAUCAGGCCGAGAGUAACACAGUUGUAUACAAGGACUUGGAAAAUGACGAGUCUAAUCUAUUUAUAGAACAGCUUGGGCAAUCUGGAUUGGCCUGUGAUUACUCAACUAUGAGUCAGGCUAAGAUAGGAAAUUUCCUGUUUGCUGCAGGCGGUUAUGAUGAUGACUACAAAAGUAGUUCCCGAGUGUUCAGGUAUGACCCUCAAGCACGUGAGUGGACCGAAGUUGCUAUGAUGAUUCAGCCACGAGUCUCAUUUGCUUUGUGUAGUUCUAAAGAUAGACUGUAUGCAGUAGGCGGAGUCUUUCAUACUAUGGGUGACAUAGAAGGCGGAGAACAAAUAUUACGAUUUGUAGAGAUGUAUAACCCGGAGGAGAAUUCAUGGAAAGAUCUUGCUGACCUUCCAUUCGGAACAUUUGAUCAAGCGUCUGCCCAUUAUGAUAAGACUCUCUACGUCAGUGGCGGAAUCAGUGAUCUGCCUCAGCAUACUAUUCCAAUAAAGUCUAUGUUUUGCCUCGGUGAAGGUGCUAACGACUGGACUGAAUUACCUGACAUGACUGUGGCCAGGCAAGGUCAUAGCAUGACUGGUUUUGGUGGAAAAAUUUACAUCAUCGGUGGAUAUACAUCCAAACUGGACACUCCCGGUUUUGCGGACAGUUUUACAAAUGAUAUGUUUGAUAUAGAAACCAAGCAGUGGACGUCACUGGUGUCAACGCCGGAAAAUCUAGGUCAUCUUUAUCGCCAUACUGAUUAUUCUGAAAGCACAAUAUACUUUUUAUGCAAUUUAGACUCAGAGGUGUUUUUAUGCAGUUUUGAUAUGGAAAGUCAAGAAUUUGGCCAAAUGAUCUUCGUAGGUUCGGGUGUUCAAAAAUGUGCUGUUCUACAAAUCGCAUAUCCUUCAAACUAGAUACAACUUAAGAACUUUUAUAUAGAAUGGUAUAAAAGUAAUCCUACAAGUUUAAAGAGAAGAAAUAGAAAUGAUAUUGGAAAAAGUAAUCUUACAUUAUAAGGAGUUGUGCAGGAAGAAAAUGCAAAUUUGGAAUUUUGUUGUUAUGCUCCUUUAUGUGAUAAAAUUGUAAAAUGUCAGGAGAGUUUUACAUAAGCAAUUUCUGUCAGAAUUUAUAUUGUGUUAAAGGAACAUGAAGCAACAUUGACAGUGUUUUUAUUCAAAUAUUAAGCCUUAUUAUGUUGCUUAAAUUUUAACUGUUUUAGAAUUGUGAAUAUUGUAUAUUGUAAAUGCAUUUGAUAAAAUAAGGGUAACUUGCCAAAUUGGAACAUAAUUACACUGUAAAUGUUUAAGAUACCAUUUAUAAAAAAAACUUCCUUACAAAUUAUUUAAUUAGUUAUUUACUUAUUUUGCAAGUUAUAAUAGGACCAAACUAAAAGCAAUGUACAACAUAUGUCAUACAUAUAAAGGGGACCAGUUUAAUGUUUAAUUUCAGGGCAUUUUAUAGUGUAGUUUUAUAUAUCGGGCAAGAAUGUUU
This is a messenger RNA of Ruditapes philippinarum (Manila clam), 2722 nucleotides long. Its product is annotated as kelch-like protein 26. The coding region runs from base 313 to 2145 and encodes 610 amino acids. The transcript has 5 exons. The record is from RefSeq and is a predicted model, not a curated record. Gene Ontology annotation, molecular function: protein binding. NCBI's taxonomy places the organism in Eukaryota, Metazoa, Mollusca, Bivalvia, Venerida, Veneridae.